CUUCAACCCUUUUUGAAGAAGCAAUGCGGCGACGCGAACUUUCUAUUUUGAUUCCUCUGAUUCUACUUACAUGGAAACAAAUCCAAGCAACCACCGUCGGUCUAUUUGACCAGCAACGACAACAAUCACUUCCCGGUUGCACGGCAGCUGACAAGCCGGACCUGUAUAACUUGGCAGAAAACUACGACCGAACGGACCACUACCAGAAGAUGGCCAGCAAGUUGUGCGCCUGCGAUUUCGAAGUGUUUGGAAUUGUUCAAGGAGUUUUCUUCCGGAAGUACACACAAAAACAGGCGACCAGUCUGGGCCUCCAUGGUUGGUGCAUGAACACCCGUGACGGCACCGUAAAGGGUCAGAUGGAAGGCGAGGAGAGGAAUAUCAACGAAAUGAAGCAUUGGUUACAAACUAAAGGCAGCCCUAGCAGCCGCAUUGAUAAAGCGGUUUUUAGCGAAAUGCGAGAGAUUCAUAAGUACAGUUUUAGUGAUUUCGGUAUCAGGCGUUGAGCUCCUAUUUAUUUGUGUACAGCUAAUAUUUAUAUGUAAUAAAUUAUUUUUUGGUGGAAAUUACAA
Molecule: messenger RNA, 569 nt
Organism: Topomyia yanbarensis
Lineage: Eukaryota; Metazoa; Arthropoda; Insecta; Diptera; Culicidae
Product: acylphosphatase-2
Exons: 4
Coding region: 24-503 (159 amino acids)
Molecular function (GO): acylphosphatase activity
Source: RefSeq, a predicted model, not a curated record